AUGGAUGAACAAAGAAUAAGUCAAUCUGUAAUAAGAGCAAAUAGAAUAUCAUUUGCAAGUGGAAUAAAAUCAGGAGGAGGACAAUUUACAGUUGAAGCAAGAUGGGGACAUGCAUCUGUAUCAUUGGGAAAGAAGGUAUAUGUAUUUGGAGGACAGGGCGAGUCUUUAAUGUCAACUUUUUGUGUGUACGAUUGCACCAAUAGUAUAUGGAGUGAAGUUCACACACUUGGCAAAGGACCAUCGGCACGUCAUGGACACACAGCAACACUGGUAGAAGAUGGAGAGACACCCAAGAUUAUGAUAUUUGGAGGCAAGAAUAACAAAAAGUCAUUGAAUGAUCUCUUUUGUCUCUCGUUGCCAACCAUGUCAUGGAGUACAUUCCACUUUGACAAGGUUCAACCAGAUUCAAGAGCAGCUCAUACAUGUACAUUUGUGCCUGCGAUACCAGGCAAGACAGCCUCCAACAGAAUGAUAUUGUUUGCAGGCUUCCAUUCACACAAAUAUCUAAAUAGUUUGUAUUCGUUGGAAUUUCCGCGGCUACAAAACGACACGAUUCGUUGGAUCAAGCCAACCACCCGUGGCAGCACGCCGUCGGUGCGGUCAGGUCACUCCAUGUCGCUCAUUUCCAAAGAGUCGGGCAUACUCGUUUUGUUUGGUGGAUUCGAUGGCAAGCGAUCACUCAAUGAUGUACAUACUCUGAAUUGCUCGUCAUCCGAUGUCUUGGAGUGGAACAAAGUACAGACAUCUGGCAUCUCGCCGGUUGCCCGUCAUGGUCAUACCGCCGUAGUCGUCAACUCUCGCUACCUUGUCAUCCACGGUGGAUGUAGCGAAACUACCUUUUUAAACGAUGUACAUAUAUUGGAUCUCACAACUUGGAAUUGGACGCAACCUCAUGUUGCUGGUAUCCCUCUAUUUCCACGUCUUUUUCACUCUGCAAACCUUAUGGAUUCAGGAGAGAUGGUUGUUUUUGGUGGUUGUUCAAGUGGUCGACUUUAUAGUGACAUGUGUGAAUUGGAUUUAAAAUUCCUUUUCCCAAUUGGUCAUUUUAAUCAAUCAUUAUCUUCUUCAUCAUCAUCUUUAUCAUCUUCAUCACAAUCAAAUGUUAAUAAUUUAAAUUUACCAUCACCUCAACAACUUCACAUACAAUCAAAUAAUAAUAAUAAUGUUAAUAAUAAUCAUAAUAAUAAUAAUAAUAAUAAUAAUAAUAAUAAUAUUAAUAAUAUUACUUCAACUACAACGACCACCAAUACUAAUAAUUAUAAUAAUAAUAUAUCAAGUCCAUCAUCUCCAUUAUCAACGUCAUCAUCAUCAUCAUCUGAAAAUGGAGUAUUUUCGACCAUUUCUACAACUAGUACAAUUUCAACGCCACCACCAAUUCUACCAAACCUUCACAAUUCAAUUGAAUUGGAAUCACAAUUAUCACAUGCAAGAUCUUUGCUAGUGUCUGAGCAAAGACAAAAGACUAUACUAUCAAAUGAAUUGCAAAUGACAAAGCAAGCACAAACCUCUGCCAUCCAAUCAAUCAUUGAGGAACAAACAAGAUACGAAGAGUUGGAAAAGGCACUCUCUAAAUUGGAGUUGUCCUACAAAAAAGAACAAACUGAAAAGGUAAAAUCCAAAGAUAUGAUCACCAAACUAUCACUGUCACUCAAGGAAAAGGAUUUGCAAAUUCAAAACCUUCAACAACAGGCAGUCACUGUGAAUCAAGUGAAAAUACAUACCAACAAUAUUAUGCAACAACUAAGUAGUAAUGGAGCUGAUGAUCAACAUACAAGUGCUUCACGUGUCAAAGAGUUGGAGAGACAAAUUGAACAAAUGAAAAAGGAUAAUCAAUCAUUGGUUACAACCGUCAAGGAAUCACAACAAAAAGGAAGAGAUUUGGAAGAACUCAAUUCCCACUUACGUCUACGUUUCGGUCUUUCCAAUCAAACCAUUAAAAUCGAUCAUCUAUUGGGUCAAGGAUUAACUAGCUUAUCAGAUUCUGAUUUGGAUAAAAUUGAACAUUAUCAUCAAGAACAAUUAAAAAGAACAACUAAAAUUAGAGCACAACAAGAAGCAAUUAGGUUACAAAAAGAAUCAUCAAUGUGUAUUGUAUGCGCAGAGAGACCAGUCAGUAUCAUUUUAUUACCAUGUGCCCACAGAUGUUUAUUUGAAUCUCCUUUUAAUGAUAAAUCUCAUGGAUUAACCAAAUUUAGAACUAUUUAA
Messenger RNA from Cavenderia fasciculata, 2205 nucleotides. RefSeq names its product RING zinc finger-containing protein. Bases 1 to 2205 code for a protein of 734 amino acids. The record is from RefSeq and is a predicted model, not a curated record. Lineage: Eukaryota; Evosea; Eumycetozoa; Acytosteliales; Cavenderiaceae. The transcript has 4 exons. Gene Ontology annotation, molecular function: protein binding.